Messenger RNA from Rangifer tarandus platyrhynchus (Svalbard reindeer), 360 nucleotides. The record is from the annotation of a GenBank genome assembly. Lineage: Eukaryota; Metazoa; Chordata; Mammalia; Artiodactyla; Cervidae.
AUGGGGCAGUCGCGAUCACCAAGCCUCGUUCUCUUUCCUGUUCUGGGAUUGUGUUGUGGAACCCUUUCCCCUGGCCGCCACCGGUUCAUUUCUGAGGGAUGGAACAAAAAUGCAGCAUGCCCUUCCUGUGUGGUGCAUGUUCAGUCCUUGACAAAUUUUUACCAAGAUGAAGCUACUUUAUUUAAAAGGAGGGUGAGAGGUGAGGAGGUCGGUUUGGGUGUGGAGGAAAGGGAAUGCUGCAUCUUUUUCCUGGGCUGCUGGGGCUCUGGCCUUGGCUUCCUUGCUCACGCGGCUCCCUGCCUGGCGGGCCGGCCAGAAGCAGUGCGCAUUGCCUUCUUUUCCCAUUGGGUCCAGCAAUGA